Aspergillus alliaceus is the source of this 870-nucleotide messenger RNA. RefSeq lists its product as uncharacterized. The transcript has 2 exons. The record is from RefSeq and is a predicted model, not a curated record. Bases 1 to 870 code for a protein of 289 amino acids. Lineage: Eukaryota; Fungi; Ascomycota; Eurotiomycetes; Eurotiales; Aspergillaceae.
AUGGUACGUACUAUCCCCUGCCCAGAUACAUCGCUCAAUGCCCAUGCAACGAGUUUCUCCCCCCUAGCAAUCCCAACUCUAGCGGGAGCCACAACCAAAUUUACCGGUCCCCUAGAUAUCCUCCUCCCCUUCCUCCCACUCCUCCUCUUCCCAACCCUCUUUCUAGCCCAUCGCAUCCGGCAAGACUACCAUGCAUACCUAGCCCUAGGUCCAGGAGGGGUACCCUCAACCCCAGCAGGGUACCUCCACAUCUGCAUCCUACGGCCCUUCGCCGUACGAAAUCCCUUCGUACCACCCUCCCUCCCGUGCACCCUCCUCCCCCAAGAGGGCUAUCUCCAAGGUCACAGCCUCCCAGAGCGCUCCGGACCACGCCCAACAGUAGUCGGGAUCGUGCCUCACCGACAAAUAACCCAAAGGGCGAGUGCAGAGAUGUACGCCGCACUGACGGAGGAUAUUCACAGCCUUGUGAACGCACAUCCGACAGUACUAUACGUUGGAACAUCAUGUUUCGAGAAACAUAGUACGGGCAUAUUCUGCAAGCUCGGUCCGGCGGCAUUAUCACGUCAAAGCAAGGAGCAGCAGCAGAAACGGCUCACCUGUAAUGGGGAGGUGUGCCAUGCGCACCCCAUUGACGGUAGCUUGCAUCUUACGCUGCAUCCAGCGGACGUGCGCCUCGUUCUGGAGAAGGGAUGGGGGCAGAGGCAUCCGAUUGCUCGGGAGGACUGGUGGUGGAAACGUUCCGUGCCCUCUGGCUUUGUCUUGAUUUAUGCACCCAGGAAUGAGGAAGAACGCAGAAUUGUAAUGGAGAUCAUUCGCGCUGCUGCAUGGUGGGUGAGAGGAGACGCAUUGGUCGAAUGUUCACGGGAAUGA